AGUCAGCCCUAAUUUCUCUGUAUCUUCUUCGUCUGUGAGUCUCCGGUUCAGUCUCUCUUGCUACAGUGCUACGAUUGAAGAAGACAGCGACUGGCGAUUUUGGGGAGAGUGACCUGUGACCUAACGGCGAGCUGAGGCUGUGACUACGGCUAACGAUAUUAGUGCAUUUCGGCAGAGGUGAUAUCAACAUUUGUUCCUAGGAGGACAUACAUUUUUGCCAAUUCUGAUUCAGAGCCAGAAUAGCUUCCCAUAAUUUUGUUUAUAUUAAUUUGUUAAGACACCAGUAAAUGAAGUCUAACAGCAAAGCUCUGCUUGAUUUGGAGGGCAAAAGCACACCAUCUGCUUCGUCUUUGGAAUCGAAACUUAGUUUUUGCAAUGGAGAAGAAAGUUUUCUGUCCCGAAGUACUAAACUCAACCCUCCUGAUAAGAAACCUGCCAUUUCUUCCAUUCCUCAGAGCGAAUUUCUAGGUAAAGUGAAGGAUUUCCUGGGAGUGAUAUUGGAAGCAAAUAAAAAUUUGGAGCUUGAUUCGAAAACCAAUCCAGGGAAGAACUACGAUAUAGAAGCUCUGACUGGGGAAGAAUCUGAAUAUAUUGAAAUGGACUUGAUGCUUGGUGUUGCAGAGCUGCAAACUGAGGAAGCUGUAGCUGCUGCUGAGUCUGCAUUAGCUGGUUAUCAACCGGUGAUUCCUUUGGCCGCUAGUAGUAGCGAGACAGAAUCAGAAGAGAGCAGUGAUGAUGACGAUGACAGUGAUGAGGAUAGCGAUGGAGAUGAUGAUGACAACGGGGAUGGUGAUGAAGCUGAGAGACCUUCUCCUAAAAAGGGGAAAACUGCUAACCCUGUUGAAAAGGAUUGUUCUUCCAGUGAAGCAUCAAAGAAUAAGCAGCCAAGAAAGAAACCAAAAAUUGUUGAGCUUUCAUAGGACACUUUUGUGGGUGGAGGCCUGGACAUGGAAUAUAGAUGAGAGGGAUCUGCAAAUUUUCUCUAGAUUGAACUGGAAGUAGUUCCAAGAAGAGAGGAUUUUGAAUGUGUACUUUAUCUUCUAUUCUAAGGAAUCAAUCCUAUAUUGGAACCUAAUCUAUUUGCAUUACAUGGCUUUAUUAAAGCUAUUUUCCUAGUAUCAUGAUUUGAUACAAUUCCUGUUCUAUUCCUUCCCUCCAAAUUCAUUCCGUGAACCAAACAUGCUGUAAGGGAAUCUAUUGUUUGGAUAAUAAAAUAGAUAAGUCUAAAAUUUGAUUUUGAAGGCAA
Molecule: messenger RNA, 1246 nt
Organism: Ipomoea triloba (trilobed morning glory)
Lineage: Eukaryota; Viridiplantae; Streptophyta; Magnoliopsida; Solanales; Convolvulaceae
Product: histone deacetylase HDT2-like
Exons: 2
Coding region: 288-920 (210 amino acids)
Biological process (GO): box C/D snoRNP assembly
Molecular function (GO): box C/D methylation guide snoRNP complex binding
Source: RefSeq, a predicted model, not a curated record